This is a messenger RNA of Helianthus annuus (common sunflower), 1927 nucleotides long. RefSeq names its product metal transporter Nramp5. Gene Ontology annotation, biological process: metal ion transport. Gene Ontology annotation, molecular function: cadmium ion transmembrane transporter activity; manganese ion transmembrane transporter activity. Gene Ontology annotation, cellular component: membrane. The transcript is spliced from 13 exons. NCBI's taxonomy places the organism in Eukaryota, Viridiplantae, Streptophyta, Magnoliopsida, Asterales, Asteraceae. Bases 31 to 1677 code for a protein of 548 amino acids. The record is from RefSeq and is a predicted model, not a curated record.
CAUAUACUUCAUACACACAAAGAUAGAAAGAUGGCCGGGCUGCAACAUGAAACACGAGUUAUUGGAGGGAGCAACCGUAUUUCGGCUGUUGAUCUAGGUGACAAUACUCCUGUUCAUAACACUAAAGACAAUGAUCACAAAUACACAGACAAUGAUCAGAAUCUUCAGAAACCUGGAUGGAAAAAAUUUAUCUCCUUUGUCGGUCCCGGUUUCCUAGUUUCACUGGCCUAUCUUGAUCCUGGCAACAUGGAAACCGAUUUACAAGCAGGAGCAAACCACCGAUACGAGCUACUUUGGAUCAUUUUGAUCGGGUUAAUCUUUGCACUCGUCAUUCAGUCUCUAGCGGCCAAUCUUGGUGUAAGCACCGGGAAACAUUUAUCAGAGUUAUGCAAGGCUGAAUAUCCCAUUGUUGUUAAAUACUGCCUGUGGCUGCUAGCAGAGCUUGCAGUUAUUGCAGCAGAUAUUCCAGAAGUGAUUGGGACAGCUUUUGGCUUGAAUAUCUUAUUCAAGAUUCCUGUUUGGGUGGGAGUUCUUCUCACUGGUUUAAGCACCCUCCUGCUCCUUGCCCUCCAAAAAUAUGGUGUGAGGAAGCUUGAAAUAUUGAUAGCCAUUCUGGUUUUUGUGAUGGCUGGCUGUUUCUUUGGUGAAAUGAGCUAUGUGAGACCACCAGCAGGUGAAGUGCUAAAGGGAAUGUUUAUUCCUAAACUUAGUGGCCAGGGGGCAACUGGUGAUGCCAUCGCACUACUUGGUGCCCUUGUUAUGCCGCAUAAUCUCUUUCUUCAUUCGGCUCUAGUUCUUUCUCGGAAGAUACCCAAUUCAGUUCGUGGCAUCAAUGAUGCAUGUAGAUACUUUCUUAUUGAGAGUGGUAUAGCUCUCUUUGUAGCAUUUUUGAUCAAUGUCUCAAUGAUUUCUGUUUCUGGCACUGUCUGCUCAGCCAAAAACCUAUCAAGUGACGAAAUGGAUCGUUGCAGUGAUCUUAACCUUAACUCAGCAUCCUUUCUUCUAAAAAAUGUUUUGGGGAAGUCUAGCUCCACUCUUUAUGGAAUUGCGCUACUAGCUUCUGGCCAGAGUUCAACAAUCACCGGCACUUAUGCUGGUCAAUUUAUUAUGCAGGGUUUCUUGGACUUAAAGAUGAGAAAGUGGCUCAGGAACCUAAUGACAAGGUGCAUUGCCAUCACACCAAGUCUAAUUGUGUCAAUAAUUGGUGGGUCAGCAGGAGCUGGAAGACUUAUUGUCAUAGCAUCGAUGAUACUGUCAUUCGAGCUUCCAUUUGCACUCAUUCCACUCCUCAAGUUCAGUAGCUCAGCCACCAAAAUGGGUCCUCACAAAAACUCAAGAAUUAUCAUUGUCUUCUCAUGGGUACUAGGACUUUGCAUAAUCGGUAUCAACAUUUACUACCUGAUAACAGCAUUUGUGGGUUGGCUAAUCCAUAGCAGUUUGCCAAAAGUUGCAAAUGUCUUCAUUGGGAUAAUAGUGUUCCCGGCCAUGGCUAUCUACAUUCUCUCUGUGAUCUAUCUUAUGUUUCGCAAAGACGUGGUGGUCACAUUCAUUGAACCGGAAAAGGUUGAUCUGAACGCUCAAAUUAGCUUGGAAAAUGGACAUGGUGUUGAUAAAAGAAGGGAGUUGACAAACGCUCCAUACAGAGAAGAUCUUGCUGAUAUCCCAUUGCCAGAAUAGUGAAACCAACCGAAAUGUUUAAGGCGAGGACUUUUAAUUUGCAAUUGUAUUCCGAAUAAGUGUUAAGUUUGGGUAUCAUGUAAGCGUCUCUUCCAAAUUGUUGAUAUUUUAAUAUAUUAUGGAGUGAAUCUAGAAAGUAAAACAACUAUGGCAAACACAUAUUGUUAUAAGUAAUUCCAGUUCUAUGUAGCAAGUGGGAUGUUUGAAGAAGUCUAAGUCAAGAAAAAUGAGUUUACUGGUUUUUAGAUAA